AUGGCUCCUUUACUCGAUAUCAUCUCGGUCCUCGCUGGCUGCAUUGCUACUGUCAAUGGCCAGGCUUGGGAUUCUUCUUUGUUCGAAACAUCUCCACCAGUCUAUCCUUCUCCUGAAUUGCAAGGCACAGGAUGGGAGGCUGCUCUCGUAAAGGCCAAUGCUUUCAUCGGUAAUCUCACAGCUGAGGAGAAGGCAUCACUUCUGACUGGUGCAAAUGGACCUUGUGUUGGUAACAUUGCACCAAUCCCACGAGUUGGGUUCAAGGGACUCUGUCUUCAAGAUGGACCAGCCUCCUUGAGACAAGCUGAUUAUGUUACCGUCUUCCCUGCUGGUCUUACUACCGCUGCAUCUUGGGAUAGAAGUCUCAUGAACACUAGAGGAGAAUACCUUGGUGCUGAAUUUCGCGGUAAAGGUGCCCAUGUCUUCUUGGGACCUGUAGCUGGUCCUCUUGGCAGAAGUGCUAUGGCAGGAAGAAAUUGGGAAGGAUUUUCUCCAGAUCCCUAUCUCACGGGUGUUGCAAUGGAAGAGACAAUUGUCGGUGUCCAAUCACAAGGUGUUCAAGCAAGCGCCAAACAUUUCCUUGCAUAUGAACAAGAGACGCAGCGAAAUACUGCAGGUAUUUUCGAUGCAAACUGGUUCCCAAAUGACACCCAGCAGCUCUCUGUCUCUGCAAAUGUUGAAGAUAGAACUAUCCACGAGUUGUACAUGUGGCCAUUCUACAAUGCCAUUCGCGCUGGAGUUGCAAACGUCAUGUGCUCUUACAACAGAGUUAACUCAUCCUACGCCUGUCAAAACUCCAAACUCUUGAACGGCCUGCUCAAGACUGAGCUUGGUUUCCAAGGAUUUGUUGUAUCUGAUUGGAUGGGAACACAUGCUGGUGUUGCCUCUGCCAAUGCUGGUUUGGAUAUGACCAUGCCUGGAGCUGAAUGGUGGGACCCAAUGGCCCCUGGAAUUCCAACAUACUUCGGUUCCAACCUUACUACUGCUGUUAGCAACGGAUCCGUCACCCUUGAGCGUCUCAACGACAUGGCUCUUCGAGUCAUGACUCCAUAUUUCUUCCUCGAACAAGAUAAAGAUUUCCCUCUCAUCGACCCUUCAUCUGGUGCUUACCCACAGAUGAAUCAAUUCAACGAGCCAUCUAUCUAUGCAUCAAACUGGACCUCUUCAAUGGGUGCCGCUGAUGUUGAUGUCCGUGGAAACCACAGCUGGUUGGUUCGCGAACUCGGUGCUGCUGGAACCGUUCUCCUCAAGAACACCAACAACGCCCUCCCUCUCAAAGCUCCUAAGCGUAUUGGAGUUUUCGGAAAUGCUGCAGGCGAGUUGACAAACGGUCCUUAUCCUCAUGACAAAGACUACGAGUAUGGAUGUUUGCCUAUUGGUGGUGGAUCUGGAUCUGGACGUUUUUCCCAACUUGUUACUCCUCUUGAGGCUAUCAAAGCUCGUGCUCUUAAGGACGGCUCAAUGGUUCAAGCUAUCUUGAACAACACCCAAUUGGCCACCGAUGGAGGCUUCUCGGGCGUUGUCUACCCAAUUCCAGACGUAUGCUUAGUAUUCAUCAAGACUUACGCAUCCGAAGGUGAUGACAGAACUUCCUUGUCAUUUGACUGGGAUGGUGAUGCCGUCGUAGAGCAAGUUGCCGCAAACUGCAGUAAUACCGUCGUUAUUUCUCAAGCUACAGGUUUGAACCUCAUGCCAUGGGCUGACCACCCCAACGUUACCGCUAUCCUCGCUACCCAUCUCUCUGGCGACCAAAUUGGAAAUAGUUUAGUCGAUGUCCUCUACGGUGCCUACAAUCCCUCUGGACAUCUUCCUUACACCAUCGCCUACAAUGCUUCUGAUUAUGACUUCGCACCCAUCACCACCAGUGUAAACUCAACCGAACCAGGUGCAUGGCAAUCAGAUUUCACCGAACGUCUUCUGAUCGAUUACCGAUACUUUGACUACCAUAACAUUUCCGUCCUCUACGAAUUCGGAUUCGGUCUCAGCUAUACCACCUUCGAUCUCUCCUCCCUAAGCAUCACCCCUAUCUCCAACGAAACCCUGUCCUCCACCCCCGCCCCCAUGGCCGCCAAUGCCUCCAUUCCCGGCGGAAACCCCGAUCUCUGGACUCCGGUCUACACCGUCAGCGCCAGCGUCUCCAACACAGGAAAUUACUCCGGCGCCGCCGUCCCCCAACUCUACAUCACCAUCCCCGAAAUCGAGGGCAGCGAAACCCCCGUCAAGCAAUUGCGCGGAUUCGAAAAAAUCGGCUUGAACGCGGGUGAAAAUAAAACCGUCACGUUCGAGUUGAUGCGCAGAGAUAUCAGUUUCUGGGAUGUGGAAUUACAGGAGUGGAGAAUUCCAGAGGGAGAAUUCGGUAUCAAGGUGGGAUUCUCGAGUCGAGAUUUGAGAGUCGAGGGAAGCUUUAGUUUCUAA
Messenger RNA from Botrytis deweyae, 2415 nucleotides. RefSeq lists its product as uncharacterized. The transcript is spliced from 3 exons. The record is from RefSeq and is a predicted model, not a curated record. Gene Ontology annotation, biological process: glucan catabolic process. NCBI's taxonomy places the organism in Eukaryota, Fungi, Ascomycota, Leotiomycetes, Helotiales, Sclerotiniaceae. Gene Ontology annotation, molecular function: beta-glucosidase activity. Bases 1 to 2415 code for a protein of 804 amino acids.